AUGGUAGCUGUAGGGAUGUAUUUAAGGCAAGAUUUUGGCUCUAUUGUGCCACCUGAAGGUCGGGAAUCGUCGCAUCUAGUAAAAUUUGAGCGUCUCUUGCUAAGAAAGAUAGAAACGGAUUGUCUCGAAUUGUUGGUUCUCAACGGCACUGUUUCGGGCUUGUGUUGCAAGGAGCACGCAUAG
Molecule: messenger RNA, 183 nt
Organism: Plasmopara halstedii
Lineage: Eukaryota; Oomycota; Peronosporomycetes; Peronosporales; Peronosporaceae
Exons: 2
Coding region: 1-183 (60 amino acids)
Source: RefSeq, a predicted model, not a curated record